AUGGCGCACCCUUCCUCUCAUGCCUCCACAACCCUAGUGGUCGUGGGCGCUGGUCCAUCCGGACUGAUGCUGGCAUGCAAUCUAGUCCGCUACGGAAUUCCCGUCGUGAUUCUCGAUGACCGACCCGACAAGACAUCGACUGGCAAGGCGGAUGGCCUGCAGCCCAAGACCAUCGAGACCUUCAAACAGCUCCGGCUAGCAGAUUCCCUCCUUCGCAAUGGUGUCCGUGUGUACGAUAUCUCGUUCUGGGAAUCCACCGAGAACACCCCGCUGCACCGAAAGGGUCGACAGGAACACUACCCCGACCAUCUGGUAGGAGCGGCAGAGCAAUAUAUUCUUCUGGCGCAUCAAGGGAUGAUCGAAGAAGUGCUCAUUGAGGAUAUUGAAGCACGCCGAGUGCGGGUUACUCGCAACAGCUGCUUUGUAUCUUGUUCACGUCGGCCAGAACAGAAAGAGCUGACUGUCACUUACGAGGAUCUAUCUACAAAAACGAAAAGGACGAUUCACGCGGAAUACCUGGUCGGAUGUGAUGGUGCUCGUUCCAAAGUACGCGAUUUCAUUCCUGAUGCGAAGCUUGAGGGAGAAAUGACGAACGCUUCCUGGGGGUGGGUCAUUGAAACCGACUUUCCGGACCUCUGGAGUAAAGUGGCUGUUCGAUCGCAUUCGGUAGGCUCUAUUCUGUGGAUUCCUCGGGAGCGCAAUAUGACAAGGUUAUACGUCGAAUUGAGCUCCACUGAAGGGGAGCGAGUGGACAAGGCCAAAGCAACGCCGGAGUAUGUCAUGACGCUGGCUAGGAGGGCCAUGGCGCCGUUCAAGCUGGAGUGGAAGUCAAUAGAAUGGUUCGGGAACUACGUGGUCGGCCAACGAGUUGCCAGUCACUUUAACGACGACGAGAUGCAAAUCUUCAUUGCUGGCGAUGCUGGACAUUGCCACUCUGCGCUGGCCGCGCAAGGAGCCAAUACCAGUAUGCACGACAGCUUCAAUCUCGCUUGGAAGCUCAAUCUGGUCUGUCGAGGACUGGCCAAGAGGUCCCUGCUCGCCACAUAUGAAGAUGAGCGCCGUAAGAUUGCUAUGGAUCUGAUUCGCUUCGAUGUAGAGCACUGCGACGCCUUUGAACAAGGCGAGGCCGCGCUGGCCAAGAAUUUUGAUGACAAUAUUCGCUUCAUCUCGGGGGUCGGCGCAGAGUAUUCUAUGGGCCUGUUGACACAGAUUCAAUCUGACAAAUUCACUGGGGGAGGGCUUCGCCCCGGAGCGCUGCUGGAACCGGCAAAAGUGACUCGAUACAUCGAUGCGAAUCCGGUCGAUAUCCAGCUGGACAUUCCGAUGCUCGGGCAAUUCCGAAUCUAUCUAUUGGUUCCAAAUAUACUAUCCGUGAAGAGCUUCCUUGGUGCAUUUUGUGCCAGAUUGAAGAACCCCAAGUCGGUAUUGGGUCGGGUAUCCGCUCUCGCGCAGCAGUCGUACAACGAGAAACCGCGAGGGAAGGCAGCGUCUGACAAUUACAUUCAGCCACAGAGAUAUACAACUGUUUCCCACCUUUUCACACUGUCUCUUGUCACCAAGUCAUUGAAAUCUGAUUUUGAGCUCAGCGAUCUGCCGGAUCUCCUGCAACAGAGCCGAUGGACCUUGUACCUGGAUGAUGCGGAUGAGAAGCAGUGUACGGACAAAUGGGUGGGAAAGUUGGAUAGUGAUGAAGCUGCCAUCAUCAAUGUCCGACCGGACGGAUACGUGGGAUCUCACAGUUUAUGGAGGGAAACGGAAGGGGACAAAGCUGCCGACUGGGUAGAGGAGUAUUAUGGCUCAUUCCUGAUAUAG
Aspergillus novofumigatus IBT 16806 is the source of this 1812-nucleotide messenger RNA. Its product is annotated as FAD binding domain protein. The transcript has 6 exons. Gene Ontology annotation, molecular function: FAD binding. The record is from RefSeq and is a predicted model, not a curated record. NCBI's taxonomy places the organism in Eukaryota, Fungi, Ascomycota, Eurotiomycetes, Eurotiales, Aspergillaceae. The coding region runs from base 1 to 1812 and encodes 603 amino acids.